Messenger RNA from Psylliodes chrysocephalus, 1155 nucleotides. Lineage: Eukaryota; Metazoa; Arthropoda; Insecta; Coleoptera; Chrysomelidae. The record is from the annotation of a GenBank genome assembly.
AUGAUGGCAGGAUUUAACGAUCCCCAGUGGGAUAAAAACUUCAAGAUACCCAAAAGAAAAAGCGACGAGGUAAACAAUUACAAUUUAAAUAGUUCGAAUUUUGAUUAUAACGCUGGUAAUUCGAUGGCCAACAAUUCUUACUAUGAAUAUUAUAACCAGUAUACACAAUCUCAAUGGCAACAGACUACUGCAUAUCCACAGUACUACUAUGCUAAUCAAGAAAUAUUUGCCAAUACUAGUAAUUCUGUUGAUUCUGUUACACAGAAUAUCUGCAAUACUUUGUCAAAUAUUAAAGAACGACCGAAAAAUUACCAAAAAAAUAUAUUUAAAGAUACAGUCCCAGAUGUAGAUGAUCAGUCACUUCCAAAAGAAUUGACAUUGCAGUUUCAACCACUUUUCUGCAAACUUUGCUCAGCUCAACUCAGCAGCAAUGUCAUGGCUAAACUCCACUACAAAUCAAGGAAUCAUGAAAAAAAAGUGAAAAAAUUUCUUCAAGAAUAUUCUGAAAAAACUGGAACACCACUUCAUCCUAGAGCAAAAGCAGUUGCUGCACCAAAAACUGAAAGUGAAAGUGAUCCAAAAUGGUUCCACUGUGAUAUCUGUGAUUUACCAUUGACUGGUAAAAUGCAUGCAGAGUCACAUUAUAUGGGCAAGAACCAUCAAAAGGUUGUUAUGGGUCACAAACAGCCAACAGGUAAAGGAUUUUAUAAUGGAGAAGGAAAAUGGGUAAGACAAACAUUGGUCAAACGUGUUUUGGAAGAUGGCGAAGAUACUUUUGGACUUGACUUUAAAAAACCAAAAAUCGAAGAAGUAGCAGCACCUCCAACUGUAAUAGAUGCUCCUCAACCCAGCCAAAAUAAGUUCCAUUGUAGUAUUUGCAAUGUGGGUACUACCUGUCAAGAACAGCUGGAUGUUCACUUCCAAGGCCAAAAACAUAGAAAGAAGUUGAAACUAUUGGGUAUUUUUGAUGCCCAAUCUGAAGUGGCACCUUUACCAAAAGGUCCGGUAGAACCAGAUCUAAAUUUAUCAGUAUACCGUACACCAUCUGGUGAUUACUAUUGUCCGUCAUGCAAUUUAACCCUUGCAUCAGGUGUUCAAUUCAAGUUGCAUUUAAAGGGUAAGCAGCAUUUGAAGAAAAAUGCCCAAAAAUCGUAA